CACCGUGCGCCAGGAUCAAACAUUUACAGGCGGUGUGAGCGUCGAUUUCUUGUUUGAUUUCCAACAAAAUUGGAUUGAAAUGGCUGUGGAAUCGAGGGUGACACAGGAGGAAAUUAAAAAAGAACCAGAAAAGCCAGUGGACAGAGAAAAGACAUGCCCACUUCUCCUGAGGGUGUUUACCACCAACAACGGGAGGCAUCAUCGCAUGGACGAGUUUGCCCGGGGAAAUGUACCAUCUAGCGAGCUUCAGAUUUACACCUGGAUGGAUGCUACUCUAAAAGAAUUGACGAGUCUGGUGAAAGAGGUCUAUCCAGAAGCUCGAAAGAAAGGCACACAUUUUGGAUUUGCCAUUGUUUACCCAGAUCCUAAGCGACAGAUCUACAGGGUUAAAGAGAUUGGCAAUACUGUUUCAGGACGCAAAGGUGCAGAUGACUCCAUGACACUUCAGUCUCAACGCUUCCAGAUUGGAGAUUACCUAGACAUUGCCAUCACACCGCCUAACCGCGCACCACCUAUUCAAGGACGCAUGAGACCCUACUGACUCUCCUGAAAAAGACUGCACCUUGCAACACCUUGCUCCUGGAGGGUUACCUUCAUGCAGUGUUUAGUUCUAGUCCUGUUUUAAAAUGUGAAUCACAAGACCUUGAUUAGCUGGUUCAUUCAAUUGUUUUUAAAGUUAGAACUAAACUUGGCAUUAUAUUGUACCUCCAGGAUCAGGAUUGAGCAAAUAUUAGGGUUUUGAGGUUAUGUAUAUGAGAUUAUUUUUCAUUAAUAUUUUAUGUUCAUCUGGGUUUUAUACCAGAUCUACCUUUUUAAUUUUAGUCUCAUUACCAUGACUUCGUUAACAAACAUUGAAUAAAUCUUUUUUUUUU
Molecule: messenger RNA, 872 nt
Organism: Xyrauchen texanus (razorback sucker)
Lineage: Eukaryota; Metazoa; Chordata; Actinopteri; Cypriniformes; Catostomidae
Gene: sap18
Product: Sin3A-associated protein
Exons: 4
Coding region: 80-541 (153 amino acids)
Biological process (GO): negative regulation of DNA-templated transcription
Cellular component (GO): nucleus
Molecular function (GO): transcription factor binding; transcription corepressor activity
Source: RefSeq, a predicted model, not a curated record